This is a messenger RNA of Papilio polytes (common Mormon), 779 nucleotides long. RefSeq lists its product as uncharacterized. Gene Ontology annotation, cellular component: dynactin complex. The transcript is spliced from 4 exons. Bases 133 to 699 code for a protein of 188 amino acids. The record is from RefSeq and is a predicted model, not a curated record. Gene Ontology annotation, biological process: cytoskeleton-dependent cytokinesis. Lineage: Eukaryota; Metazoa; Arthropoda; Insecta; Lepidoptera; Papilionidae.
GAGUUCUUUUUCUUAUUUUAAAAAUAAAUUCUUAUUCGAUUUUUGAAUAGUUUUCUAUCAUAAAGUUCUCGUUUUCAUUCUUUGCACUACAUUUUUAGCUCUUGUUCUUCACUUUUUUUUAAAAUCUCUAUAAUGGAUCCUAUUGCAAUUUUACAAAAUAGAAUCGAACAAUUAGAAGCGAAAUUGGGUUUAGCGCUAAAUAACCCAGCUGAUGGUCAACAAGAGGAUUCGGCCACUACUAAUUUAUUGAACACAGCUCAGUCAAUAAAUAAUGCCACAGCUGGUCAUGAGAAACUUUCCGAAGGCAUGCAAAGAGCCACCGAAUUAAACAACUACACCGAUCCUAAUUACGUUGAGAAUAUGCAGCAGAACAAUUUGAAAAUGCAAGAAGUGGCAGCCGCGGAACCAGUUAUCAGACAUCACUGUCACUGCAUGCAUCGCUGUAAACAGGCUGCUCCUGUAUUGGAAUCUGAGGCUAUUCAACAAGUUCCUCAAUUGCAAAAAACCGUUGACAAAAUGCAAGCAGAAGCUGCAGAAGUAAAGGCUGAUUCUGAUGCGGUGUCACAAGGAAUUCAGGAAGUGGCAGAGACCUGUGGCUCCGCAGCAUCCAAGGCUGCCGAAGGCCUGGCUGAAGUAGCUCAGAAAGUGGAGGAAGUUGAAGUUAAAACAUUCCCUAAACGAAGAAAUGGCUUAGACUAAUAUUUGCGUGUAUAAUUGCUUAACAGUUGUGAUGUUCAUUAUUUCCAUCAGUAAAUUAUAAAGUAUUCAAGCGUCAUAAA